Molecule: messenger RNA, 782 nt
Organism: Melitaea cinxia (Glanville fritillary)
Lineage: Eukaryota; Metazoa; Arthropoda; Insecta; Lepidoptera; Nymphalidae
Product: hypodermin-B-like
Exons: 7
Coding region: 1-744 (247 amino acids)
Biological process (GO): proteolysis
Molecular function (GO): serine-type endopeptidase activity
Source: RefSeq, a predicted model, not a curated record
AUGAGUUUUAACUAUAAUGCUAACCCAGUCGCAAACAUAAAGGAAAUACCUCAUCAUGUCUUAAUUGUUUAUGAUUCAAAAUUCUGUUCCGGAAGUCUCAUCGGAAGUAAGACAGUAGUGACCGCGGCCAGUUGUUUUUUAAAAAGAAAAGGCCAACAAAUCGUCGUGAAAGUGGGUGCAAAUACUAUGACUGGAAAUGGGCAAGUAAUCACUGUCAUAGAGCUUAAAAUCCACGAGUACUUUAAACAUUUAAGCAAUUCAGAUAACGAUAUAGCGCUACUGAUGCUUAAGAGUCAUGUGGUUUUUGGGUCAAACGUUAUUAAAACAGUUAAUGUAGAGUCAGAUGUUGCUCUACGUGUCGGCGCUCAAGUAAUAGUCUCGGGCUGGGGUAGUACAGACUUGCCAAUAAAAUAUUUGAACCUACUUUUACGUUCUGAAAUGUUAGUAAUAAACAGAAGAUUAUGCAAAAAACAUUAUGGCAAAUUAAUUACCCCAUCGAAUUUCUGUGUUAAGUAUAAUUUAGAGCAUCGUUUGAGCGAUAACGGCGGAGGUGCAAUUUUCGAAGAUAUGUUAGUCGGAAUUCUAUCGUCUGGAACCAGCAAGCAGAGCUAUAAAUAUGCUAUACUUACAAACGUUUCUUAUUUUCACAGGUGGAUCACGCUAAACACUAACCGAUUUCUGACAAAAUAUUGUCGCUAUAAAAAUGAUACACCAACCGAAGAAUCUUCAGAGUAUAAAGAUUAAUAAUGUAAAUGGCAAAAAAAAAUAUAUUUUUAAUAAUA